Molecule: messenger RNA, 1083 nt
Organism: Plasmodium coatneyi
Lineage: Eukaryota; Apicomplexa; Aconoidasida; Haemosporida; Plasmodiidae
Product: tRNA m(1)G methyltransferase
Exons: 4
Coding region: 1-1083 (360 amino acids)
Biological process (GO): tRNA N1-guanine methylation
Cellular component (GO): nucleus
Molecular function (GO): tRNA binding
Source: RefSeq, a predicted model, not a curated record
AUGGGUAGCGCAGAAGGGGGAGACCAACCUGAGGGGGAAGCUGCGGAAAAUUCAGCCAAAGGAAAAGCGGAAGGUCAUGUGGAAAACUCAAGGGAGGACCUCGAUGAGGCGAGCAGUUUCCUUGCCAGCCUCGCCAACGUGGUGGACCAAAAUGACGUGGACAGAGUAAACAGCAGGGGAAACAAAAAAACGAAAAAGGAAAAAAAAAAACAAAAAAGAGAAUACCUAAAGGAAAAGAGGAAGAAGAAUAGACCAGAAGAAAAAAAAAAAAGAAAAGAAAAGAAAAAAAAUGAUCUAUUGAAAAAAUUAAAUGGUAUGAAUUCUAGUGAGAGGAUACAGUUUCUAGCCGAAAGGAGAGCUUUACAGGAAGAGAAAAAAAAAAAGAGGCAAGAAUUUCUAAUGAAGGCAUACAAUGAGGGGUAUAAAAUCUGCUACAACUGUAGUUUUUUAAACCAAAUGGGAGAGAAGGAAGUGUCCAGUUUAGCCAAGCAGGUUUUUCUGGGUUACCACUACAUGAUCAAGGAGCAGUUGCCUGUGCAGUUCCAUUUUACUAGCUUAACCAGCAACGACGAAUUCUACACACAGCUCAGAGAGAAGUAUUCAUUGGGGAAGUGGCGUGUUCACAUUCACUCAGAGGACUACUGGGAUUUGUUCCCGAGGGAGAAGAUUGUCGUUUUAUCCCCCGACGCGCAGGAGGAACUGACCGAAGUUCGAGACGACGAGGUUUACAUCAUUUCUGCGCUGGUUGAUCGGAGCGUUUCCAAGAAUCUGUCCUUCUCCCAGGCGUCCCUGCACAACUUAGUGACGAAGAAGUUACCCAUGGAGAAAUAUUUUAAGAAAAAAAAAAGCAACGUACUGAACGUUAACACUGUGGUGGAAAUUUUAAUCAGUUUUUUAAAAAACAAAAACUGGAUGAAGGUUUUCAAAGAGUGUGUGCCACAAAAAAAAGUGCUCUGCUUCUGUAACGGCGCCUCAACAGAGGGACACAAAGAUGAACAAGCAGACGCGGAUGACGGGAAAAAAACGGAUGAACCGUAUUUGGAGGAUAACGAAAAGAAGUACGUCCACCCGGAUCCGUUAUGA